Molecule: messenger RNA, 2894 nt
Organism: Bufo bufo (common toad)
Lineage: Eukaryota; Metazoa; Chordata; Amphibia; Anura; Bufonidae
Gene: SESTD1
Product: SEC14 and spectrin domain containing 1
Exons: 18
Coding region: 112-2202 (696 amino acids)
Source: RefSeq, a predicted model, not a curated record
GCUGGAGUGUAGCGGGGAGGGGACGCAACAGGAAGUGUGGAGCGUAUCUGCCGGAGCCGCCGCCGCGGUCGCUGCCUUAUCUCAUAGCCCUGUGAUCCAUCACCAGGAAACAUGGACGCCACUGUGAUCUUACCGAUACUGAAGAAGAAACUGGCCUUCCUCUCAGGCGGAAAGGACAGAAGAAGCGGCCUCAUUCUGACAAUCCCAUUGUGCUCCGAACAGACAAAUAUGGAUGAGCUGAGCGUCACCCUGGACUACCUGCUCAGCAUCCCAAGUGACAAAUGCAAAGCUCGGGGGUUUACCGUCAUUGUUGAUGGAAGAAAGUCGCAAUGGAACGUAGUGAAGACUGUUGUUCUCAUGCUCCAGAAUGUGGUUCCUGCCGAAGUGUCCCUGGUUUGUGUGGUGAAGCCAGAUGAGUUCUGGGACAAGAAAGUCACACAUUUCUGCUUUUGGAAGGAGAAAGAUCGCCUUGGUUUUGAGGUUAUCUUGGUGUCCGGUAAUAAGCUGACGAGGUACAUAGAACCGUCACAGCUCACCGAAGAAUUUGGAGGAAGCCUUACUUAUGAUCAUAUGGAUUGGCUGAAUAAAAGACUAGUAUUUGAGAAGUUCACAAAAGAGUCGACAUCGCUUUUGGACGAGCUGGCUGUUAUCAACAAUGGCAGUGAUAAGGGAAAUCAGAACGAGAAAGACAGGUCAAUGGAUUUCAAUUACCUUCCUUCUGUUGAUCCAGAAACUGUUCUACAAACAGGUCACGAGCUGCUAUCUGAACUUCAGCAGCGGCGCUUUAACGGUUCAGAGGGAGGUGUCGUAUGGUCUCCUAUGGACGAUGAACUUUUGGCUCAGCCUCAGGUUAUGAAGCUCCUUGAUUCCCUCCGAGAACAAUAUACUCGUUACCAAGAAGUGUGCAGGCAGCGCAGCAAGCGGACUCAGCUUGAUGAGAUUCAGCAGAAGGUUAUGCAGGUUGUAAACUGGCUGGAAGGACCCGGCUCCGAACAGCUGAGAACACAAUGGGGAAUUGGUGACUCUAUGAGAGCGUCCCAGGCCUUACAACAGAAACACGAAGAGAUCGAGAGUCAGCACAGUGAAUGGUUUGCUGUCUACGUAGAGCUGAAUCAGCAGAUUGCAGCGCUCCUAAAUGCAGGCGAUGAAGAGGAUCUGGUGGAGCUGAAGAGUUUGCAGCAGCGGCUCAGCGAUGUCUGUUAUCGGCAGGCUAGCCAGUUAGAAUUCCGACAGAACCUGCUGCAGAUCGCACUCGAAUUUCAUGGAGUCGCCCAAGAGUUGUCGCAGCAGUUGGACGGCCUGCUGGGUAUGCUGUGCGUUGAUGUGGCCCCCACCGAUGGAGCAGCAAUUCAGCAAACAUUAAAACUGCUUGAAGAAAAACUCAAAAGCGUUGAUACUGGCCUUCAAGGGUUACGUGAGAAAGGACAAAAUCUCCUAGAUCAAAUAUCUAACCAGGCGUCUUGGGCUUAUGGAAAGGAUGUAGCAAGUGAAAACAAGGAUAAUGUCGAUCAUGUUCAAGGUGUAAUGGAGGACAUGCAGCUGAGGAAGCAAAGGUGUGAGGACAUGGUGGACGUCCGGAGGUUAAAAAUGCUGCAAAUGGUUCAACUGUUUAAGUGUGAAGAAGACGCAGCACAAGCAGUAGACUGGUUGAAUGAAUUACUUGAUGCCUUACUUAAGACACACAUCAGGCUGGGAGACGACAGUCAAGAGACCAAAAUUCUGAUGGAAAAACAUAGAAAAUUUGUAGAUGUUGCUCAGAGCACAUACGAUUAUGGCCGCCAGUUACUGCAAGCCACAGUUGUAUUAUGUCAGUCUCUGAGAUGUACGUCGAGGUCAUCAGGGGACACGCUUCCCAAACUAAACAGAGUAUGGAAACAGUUUACGAUAACCUCCGAAGAGAGAGUUCACAGGCUGGAAAUGGCUCUUGCUUUUCACUCAAACGCCGAAAAGAUUUUACAAGAAAGCCCAGACCUUCCUGAAUCCUUGUUGGAUUUUGAACAAUUUGAGGAGGUUGAAGGAGUUGGGAAAUCUCUGCUGGAUAGAUUAACCGUGCCUGUCAUUUAUCCCGACGGAACUGAGCAGUAUUUUGGAAGUCCAAGUGACAUGGCCUCCACAGCAGAACAUAUAAGGGAGAGAAUCAAGAUGCUUUGCCUAAAGAAACAGCAACUUCUACAGCCCGACGCCUCCAUAAGAGAGAGUUAAAAAGAGACUGGACUGUGAUCUACCCAAUAAGCUAAAGUUUGUAACGCAGCAUGUCGUCCUUAUCCACGAUUCCAUAUAAUCCGUGGGAAACGCCUUUUACAUCCAUCUCAUGAAACGGUUAUCUUCUCAAUCUAAAGCUCUGCGUAUUGUAACACUAUCAAUCUAUAAAGCCUUACUUAUAUACUGUGCCGUGAAUCAUCCCGUGUCUGAACAGCGUAGUGUUCGCUCAACACUACCUUAGCCCUACAGCUACCAAACGGGCCCCAAACGCGUGGCAGGAUAAUGCGUCUUGUGGCCGUUUGACAGCGGAUGGGUUAAAAGCUUUACCUUAUUAUGGGAGUCAAAUAGACGAGCAUUUGGCAAACGCUUCAAUUGGUGCUACCUGAAAUGAAGGAUCUCUCCGUGGCAAAUACAGAAAGGGGAAGACUGAUUUGUAAAGUGCUGUGCCUAAUCGGAUAAUGUAGUAUUUUUAGAAUGUGGGUAAAUUACCUGUUGUUUUUAGGCUGUAGCGUACUUCUUCUCUUGUCUUACUAUCGGGAAACAUUUCAUUUUUUUUUUAUUGUGCCAUUAUGCAACCCGCCCAUGAAAACUUUGAUAUAUCAUACCUGAAACAAAUGUUUUCUUACCUGUAUGGGACUAUGUAUUUAAAGCUGUUUGUGCCGAAUGAAUAAAACCAUCUUUAUAAGAUUGGA